Chelmon rostratus (copperband butterflyfish) is the source of this 3033-nucleotide messenger RNA. RefSeq names its product proteasome 26S subunit, non-ATPase 5 (gene psmd5). The transcript has 10 exons. Gene Ontology annotation, biological process: proteasome assembly. Bases 50 to 1564 code for a protein of 504 amino acids. The record is from RefSeq and is a predicted model, not a curated record. Gene Ontology annotation, cellular component: cytosol. NCBI's taxonomy places the organism in Eukaryota, Metazoa, Chordata, Actinopteri, Chaetodontiformes, Chaetodontidae.
AGAAGGAGGGGAUUUCGGUUGAAGACAGUUUCCCUAAACAUUGCAAGUCAUGGCUGCAUCCAUUGAGAGUUUACUGGAUGAAAUUGCCGGUGUUGAAGACCCUAUUGAAGAGCUACAGAGUCUAAAAACAGCCUUAUUAUCCAUCCCUCUCAGCGCUUUGAGAGACUCACUGAGCGGACAGCGUUUCAAUGUGAUAUUCUCUCUUUUAAACUCAAAUGAAAGGGAACAGGUUGAGCUGUGUGUGGAAAUCCUUGAACGCAUCUUACUGGCUCUCAGCCCCAUGUCCCUGGCCCAGAACUACAGACUGGAGCUGCAGGGCGGUCUCACCCAUCCUAAUGAAGCGGUCAAGAUUCUGGCCUUGACACAGAUUGGUAGAAUAGUGGAGCAACCCGACACUCUGACUGAAAUCCUCAACAACCAUGACAUCCUUCAAGGGGUGAUUCAAUGCAUUGGAGAAGAGAAAAUGGCUGUGGCGAAGCAGGCCAUCAAGGCUUUGUCUAAGCUGAGUCACUCCAAGCUCGGUUUAGACAAAUUGUUCCAGAGCGACCUGCUGAAAGUAAUGAAGGAUGUGAUGGCCACAAGUGACAUUGUCAGAUACAGAAUAUAUGAGCUGGUGGUGGAAAUCUCGUCGGCAUCUCCCAUUUCCCUCGGUUACUGUGCCAACAGCAGCUUCAUUUCUCAGCUGCUUGGAGAACUGACAGGCGAUGAUGUCUUGAUUAGAGCCACAGCCAUUGAGAUGGUGACCACUCUAGCCCACAGCCAGCAUGGCCGGCAGUAUUUGGCCCAGCAGGGUAUAAUGGACAAGAUCUCCAACAUGAUCAGAGGAGCAGAGACUGACCCAUUCUCCUCACUCUACAUUCCUGGUUUGGUGAAGUUCUUUGGAAACCUGGCCAUUAUGGACAGCCCACAGCAGGUCUGUGAAACCUACCCAGCCUUCCAGAACAAGGUGUUUGAGAUGGCUCUAGACUCGGACCCUGCAAUGAUCGGUGUGGCUCUGGACACUUUGGGGUUACUUGGAUCCACUGUGGAGGGGAAGCAGGUCCUUCAGAAAACAGGGGAAAAUUUCAAGGCUGUGUUGUUAAGAAUGAGCCAGCUCGCCAGCUCUGGAGCUACAGAGCUCAGGGUUCGCAGCUUGGACGCCAUAUCACAACUUCUCACUCUACAGCCAGAGCAGCAGACAGAAGACCUCUUGGCCCUGACAGAGUCCUGGUUCCGCCUUUUGUCUAACCAGCCCAUGGACAUGAUUCGCAACAUUAGCACUCAGCCGUUCCCAGAGCUGCACUGUGGGGCACUGCGGAUAUUCAGCGCCAUUGCCACUCAGCCAUGGGGUCAGAAGUUAAUGAUCAGCACUCCCAGUUUCAUGGAGUUUGUUCUGGAUCGUUCAACGGGUCAGACAAAGGAGGCCAAAGAUGCCAAGUUUGAACUAGUGGGGUCGCUUGUGUGCUCAUCAACAGCAGCAGAGAUACUGGGCAGCCAGCACUACAUCCGUCUGAAGACUUAUCUCAGAGAGGGACCUUACUAUGUUUCAGCGGUGGCCUCAGUCAGCACGGAAGGAGCAGACUGAUUCAAACACACUCUGACACAAUUCACCGUUUUCAAAUUAAUGUUAAGUAAUUGGUAAGUGCCUGAAUAAUCUGACUGUGGGAUAACAUAUUAUACUCUGCUAUAAUAAACUCAUUUUCUGAAAAAUACAUGAAGACUUCUAACAGGAGGGGGUGUUACCAAGUUCAGUUGAUGAAAACUUCCUUAAUUUUAAAUUGUAUACAACAUUUAAAAACAAAUUAUUACAAAUUAUUAAUUAAUCCUAAUAUCUUGCUUUGCCCUCAGCUGCUCUUUGUUUCGGUUGUCUACACACAUUAAUAUAUUUAUCAGGCUUUUCUGAUAGGACGUUAACAUUACAUAUGGCAUCGUCUUCAGUCAUUUUUCUUCAUGAGAAAAUCUAACGUUGUAAAUACAAGUAUCCUUUAACUAAGAGGAGGGAAUGAAAGUAAGUUUACAAAUGUAAUUCUACCUAAUUUUAAAACAGUGUUCAGUAAAAGAUCGAAAUGUGAGACAUUAUAGGGAGAAAGUCCCCUCAAAUCUGUUUUUUAUGAGUGGUAUAUUAAAGGGACUGUUAAAGUUUAUUUGUCAUAAGGACACCUCCUUUGAAAACAGCUGUAUAAUAUCAUCAGGGUUAUUUUGGGUUUCUGGGGGGAAUUUUGAAAGACCAGUAGAUUCUAAUAAAAGAUUGCUAUUGAGGGAAGUGCAUUUUUUGUUAUUGGAGCUUCACUCACAUUAGAGGCUAAAAGUUUGGAUAUCUUGGAAUAUGUUGCUUUGAUUUUCGCAAGCAAGUAUCUCGCUGUUAUAGAAAUGCAACACUAUAUUGUUGGAGUCUCCCUUUAACAGUUGGAGCGCCCUAAAAGUUAUUGCAACACUCACACAUAAACAUGAAUCACUAAUAAAUGUGUGCUGGAAGUCCACACAUACACAUCAACCGUGAUGCCAUAAUUGCACAAGAACACUCACCAUUAUAUUAAUGGAUAACAGUGUGUAUCACUAUAUCUCCACGUCAUCUGACAACAAAUCAGCACAGCCCACGUGGUGUAAUGUUAACUCAUGCUUACUGAGUAUUUACCAAUUAAGUAAACAGUAAUUACAAGAUUCCCUCAAAUGUUCAUCAUCCUGGCACUUAUACAAACUCACACCAUCAUAUCUUUCAAAUCAAACUGGACGCAGGAAUGCUACCUGAUCAAUCAGAUCACCGCUCUCCAGAUCUUUCAGACAUUGAUUUAAUUUGUGUCAAAAUGUCUUUUUUUCUAAAUAUACUGUUUUUUUGUAAUUAAAGAAGAUGCGGUCUGACAACAGAUGUGUUUGUUGGUUCAUGUUUUCCCCGAGGGUCAGAGCAAAAUACAAUCAGAAAAUCUUGAAAUGCCAAACAGGGAACACGUAAGCUGUAAUCUCAUACAUCUGUCAGAUAAUUUUGGGAUCUUCCAAUGACAAAUGGAACCUGAGAGGUUCACUGGAAGCUACAGUGUCCUGUGAGGACCAAAAUAU